Messenger RNA from Dermacentor andersoni, 1382 nucleotides. RefSeq names its product peroxisomal biogenesis factor 13 (gene Pex13). Gene Ontology annotation, molecular function: protein binding. The record is from RefSeq and is a predicted model, not a curated record. Gene Ontology annotation, biological process: protein import into peroxisome matrix, docking. Gene Ontology annotation, cellular component: peroxisomal membrane; peroxisome; peroxisomal importomer complex. NCBI's taxonomy places the organism in Eukaryota, Metazoa, Arthropoda, Arachnida, Ixodida, Ixodidae.
AGUCAGUGCGCAAAUAUGAUGGCGGCCGCGUAGGUACGCGGAAGCGAGUGCACACGCGAAUGCGAAAGUCGCGCAGCCGGCAAUGCGUGUGGUUUGUUGCGUCUGAAAAAGUUUGUGAAACUCUCACUACCCUUUUGUUCAGUCGAACUUGAAUUUCUGUACGGCUCUUUGCGAGGCUUGGGCACGAUCUCCUUGAGAACUUGUCUGCUAUUGCAAUGACGUCCCCACUGAAACCUUGGGAAACAUGCGCUGCGGGUCGCCCGUCUACAUCGACCGCCGAGCACGUCAACAAUUCUUCCUGGGACGACAGCCUUGCAAGUAAUGGUGGGCUGCCGAAUGGCCCCGUGGGCCAGCCUCACGUGACCCACCAGCCACCAACUGUACCACCAAGGCCGAACCAACAGCCACUGCAUGGUGGCUCUGGAUAUGGCUAUGGCUAUGGAUCGGCCAUCUCCCCAUACGGCACUCGCUAUGGCUAUGGAGCUGGUGCCUAUGGAUACAAUAACGGCCUUUACGCGACCAACGGCAUUUAUGGGACCAGUGGCUUGUAUGGAACAGGUGGCAUGUAUGGAGCAGGUGGUUCGUAUGGAGGUGGCCCCUUGCAACAGCUAGCAGAAGAAAGCACCCGAGGUGCAUUUCACUCGGUCGAGGCUGUUGUCCAGGCAUUUGCAUCGGUGAGCUUGCUGCUGGAGUCGACAUACCAGGCACUGCACAGCUCGUUCCGUGCUGUAGUUGGUGUUGCGGACCAGUUCGGCCGACUGAAGCUACACCUAGCACACACGUUGUCAGCACUGGCCCUGGUUCGCUCCCUUCGGUGGCUGCUGCUCCGGGCCUGGUACCUGCUGCGAGGGCGCAGUGGCAUGACGGAGGCUGCCUGGAACCAAGCAACCAGAGCGGGAUCAGCGAUUCCUUCCACAAGCCCACCUCCAACGGAUGGCUCUUCCAGCUGGCCCAUCGUGGCUUUUUUCAGUUUUGUCGUAGGUGCACCAUGGCUCCUGUGGAGGAUCUUCAGCGCAGCAGCUCGCAGGGAGGCUCGGUGGGCAUUUGGGGAGGAGGAACACCAUGUGGCCGUCGCACUGUACGACUUCCAGCCUGAAGCACCUGGUGAAAUAGCAAUCAGGGCUGGGCAGGAGGUGCGCCUGGCACCAAAAGAGCUACAGCCUCGAGUGCGUGGCUGGCUGCUGGCCAGCUUGGACGACGGUCGCCAAGUGGGCCUGGUGCCGGCAAACUACGUCAAGGUGCUGGGAGUACGACCAGCCAACAAGGGCGCCACAGCAGAAGUAGCACCACCACCACCUUGACUUCCUGCUUAGCCAUUACUGUUCCUCUGUACAUAGUCUGUGGAUGUUGAAAAAUUAAAAUAAUUUGCAUAUUUAGGUUAA